AUUUCUGAUAAGGGUCGCUUCACUUCAUCAACUUCCUUUUUAGACUCAUUGCGUAACCAAGAAUUCCAGCGCUACGAUGGAUGGAACAACAAUCGAGCAAACCCUGGAUGGGGGAGUGCUGGUAGUCGACUUCUGAGAGAUUCCCCACCAAACUACUACGAUGGAAUAUACAAGGUGAACAACUCGCUACCGUCACCCAGAACUGUAUCCAGAGUUGUCUUCGAAGGUAUUCAUUUUAAUGGAAAGUACUGUCGAUUUUCUGUUUCAGAUGAAAUGGUUAUGUACGAGAUCACGGCUUCAACACAAACAGGUUGCCCUAUAGAAAUUAUCAAAAUCCCGGUCAGUGUCGGUGAUCCGGCGUUCGAUGUCAAUGGAACCGUCAAAGGUAUGCCCUUCACUCGUGCCAAAUACGACAAAAGUACUGGGAAAGGAUUCGACUGUCCUAGAGAACAGCUAAACGAGAGAACUGCUUGGAUCGAUGGUUCAUUCGUGUACAGCGUUGUGGAGGCCUGGGUAGCAUCAAUGAGAUCAUUCGAGAAUGGCACCUUCAAGGAGGGUUUGGAAAAAGGUUAUCCACCAUUGAAUGAAGCUAACGUUCCUCUGAACAAUCCUCCUCCUCCACAGGCCCAUAGAUUUCUCUCUUCUAAUCGCCUCUUCCGUUAUUAUGUAUUGAGUCUCUUUUGUGUUCACCACUUUCAAUUGCAAAAAGAUCACCCUCGCUGGACAGAUGAAGAGCUCUUCCAAGGAGCUCGCAGAUGGGUGAUCGCUACGAUUCAGAAAAUCAUUUAUUACGACUUUCUUCCUGUACUGAUCAAUGAGGACGUCAAGCCGUACGAGGGCUACAAGCCUCAUGUUCCGCCGGGAGUAUCCCAUUCUUUUUCUACUGUGGCCUCUAGAUUCGCUUAUACUAUCAUUCCACCAGCAAUGAUUCUUCGAAAGAAAGCGGAAGCCUGUGAGUUCCGAGAGGAAGUAGGCGACUUUCCUGCUGUUCGUCUAUGCCAAAACUGGUGGAAUGCACAGGACGUCGUACAAGAGUAUUCGGUGGACGAGUUCAUUCUCGGAAUGGUCUCUCAAGUGAGCGAAGACGAAGACAUCGUUGUCGUGGAAGAUUUGCGAGGUUAUUUCUUCUACGGCCCGCUGCAUUUCUCGAGGUUAGACGCUGUGGCUGCGACGAUUAUGCGAGGACGUGACAAUGGCCUUUCUUCAUAUAAUACACUUAGGAAAAGAUAUAAUUUAGUGGAAAAAGAAUGGCACACAAUCAAUCCGAAGCUGUACGAAACCAACAAGGACUUAUUUGAUGAACUCGCCGCUCUUUAUGGUGGAGAUAUCGGACAACUGGAUGCAUUUGUUGGUGCGAUGCUUGAGGUAGACGGUGAACCAGGUGAAUUGUUGAAGGCAAUAAUGAAGGAACAGUUUGAAAGACUUCGUGACUCGGACAGGUUCUGGUUCGAAAACAGGCAGAAUGGUUUUCUGACAAACGAGGAAAUCGACUUGAUACACAGUAUAACUCUGAAGGAUAUCAUCCAGCAAACCAUAGGGAUACCUGACCAAUGGCUGCCGAAAAAUGUGUUCCUCUUUCAAGAUGGCGAUCCAUGCCCACAACCAUUUCAAGUGAAUGCCACAGGACUUGAACAGUGCGUGCCAUUGAUGAGGUUUGAUCAUGUUACCGAAGUGGAAGGGAACGAGAUAACCUUCAUUUUCACACUUAUCGGGCUUGGGUGCUUCCCACUGGUAUGCUUUGGUAUCGGCUGUGUGCUCAUUCAACGACGUCGCCGAAUGGGAUGGGAUUGCUCGUUCGACAAUUUUUCUAUCGCAACCGCCGAAAACGAUCCGUCGGACCAGUUUCAAGUUAUGAUUGUUUUAGCAUUUGAGUGGCUCCAUGAAUCCUACGUUCGCCAGGUUGUGGUCCUAGUCUCGCCAGGCGUGUUGACACUUCGCAAACCACGGGGCAAAUGUUUUUUAAACUUUGAUACCCAGGUUAUCAUCCAACACAGCGAGCCGAACUCAUCUGCAGAUCAUGGACCGUAUUGCCUGAUAAAACUGAAAAAAUCACAUGAUUUAGUCCUUCGCUUCCAAUCCGACAAGUAUUUAGCGAAGUUUUUGGCGUCAUUCACAAAUAUGGUGGAGAAACUUGAUGGGCACGUAAGUCUCAUCUCCAUGCAGAACGAAGAGCUGCUGGCUAGAGCAGAAACGAAGGACCGCCGCCAAGAGCGUUUGGACCACUUUUUCCGCGAAGCAUACGCCCGUGCAUUCGAUCAGCAGAAUCUGCGUGAUUCUGAAGUCGAAACUGAUGAUGUUGAUGACAUCCUCAACCAAACGAUAACGAGGCAUGAGUUUGCACAAGCGAUUGGAAUGAGGGAAACGGAUCUGUUUGUACAAAGAAUGUUCGCAGUGACUGCGAAAUCUGAUAAGGAAGUCAUCACAUUUGCAGAGUUUCUCGAAGUCCUCAAGAAGUUCAGAAGUGUGCAGGAGAAGUACAGCCUUCUCUUCUCACUAUGCGAUCUAGACGGCGACGGACGAGUUCAACGAAGUGACUUGGCCGACCUUCUUCGUUCGCUCAACGUGACAUUCGGCGUUUCGAUCACGGAAGACAGCCAGAAUGACCAUUUUCCAGGAGCCAGUUCUAACGCUGAUUAUCUUACAAAAACGGAUUUCGAAGCGAUUUUCCUACAGGCAGGGAAGGGUCGCCCUCUAGGAAUCGAUAUGCGUGGUGCAAAACUCAAAGUGGAUCUAACGGCUUCGCUGAACUCAUUCGCUGUCCCCUCAACUGUUGAUAAGUCUUCUGACCGGUGGAGCACGGUCGGUACGAUUGUAGCUGCCACUGCCACAUAUCGCCGGCACAUCUUCAUACUUUUCAUUUUCUGUUCCGCGAAUCUGAUGAUCUUUUUGGACCGAUUCCGAUUCCAUUUCUACGAAACCGAACACCUCGAUCAGCGUCGAGUUAUGGGUGCUGGAAUCGCUAUCACCCGUGGAGCUGCUGGUGCAUUAUCAUUUUGCAUGGCUAUCGUACUUUUAACAGUAUGCCGGAAUAUUAUAACUGUCCUCAGAGAAACCCCCUUUGGGGAACUCAUACCGUUCGAUUCGGCCAUCGGUUUUCAUAAGAUCGUGGCUUUCUUUGCUGCGUUCUGGGCAACUGUGCAUGCUAUCGGGCAUUGCGUGAAUUUCUACCACGUAGCCUCGCAAAGUAAAGAAGGACUACACUGCUUGUUCCAAGAGGCCAUUGUUGGAUCGAACUUUCUACCAUCAAUCAGUUAUUGGUUCUACGGUACGAUUACCGGUUUCACCGGGAUACUACUCGUUUUGGUAAUGUCGAUUAUUUACGUGUUUGCGCUGCCCCGUUUCAUGAGAAUGGCAUAUCAUGCAUUUCGCCUCACCCACUUGCUCAACGUCGCUUUCUACGGACUGACGAUGUUGCAUGGAUUACCAAGACUGCUCGGCUCGCCUAAAUUCUGGAAUUACGUCAUUGGCCCUAUAAUUAUAUUCGUGAUUGAUCAAAUUAUGGGAAUGCGUCAGAAAUACAGGAAAUUGAACAUCCUCAAUGCUGAACUUCUACCAUCCGAUAUUAUCUACCUGCAAUUCGAGCGGCCAUCAUCUUUCGAUUUUUGUUCUGGACAAUGGGUCCGUAUUUCAUCGCCGACAUUCUCGAGCGUUUUCAAUGAAUGGCAUGCCUUUUCACUUGCAUCUGCACCGCAAUCUCCAACAGUCGAACUUUAUAUCAAGGCAGCUGGUCCAUGGACGUGGAAACUGAGAUCUGAAAUACUUUCUGCCCAUGCUGAUGGCUCACCAUAUCCUCUUUUGCACAUGGCUGGUCCUUAUGGAGACGGCAACCAGGAGUGGAACAGUUACGAGGUGGCCGUAAUGGUUGGAGGAGGAAUUGGAGUCACUCCAUAUGCAUCCACAUUGACUGAUUUGGUGUUGGAAAUCACGUCUGCACUUCAUCACAAUGUCAAAUGCAAGAAGGUAUAUUUCCUAUGGAUUUGUCCGACGCAUAAGAAUUACGAAUGGUUUGUGGAUGUACUCAAAGGUGUCGAAGAAUUGGAUCAGAACAGGGUCAUCGAAACGCACAUCUUCGUGACACAGUUGUUCCAUAAAUUUGAUCUGAGGACCACCAUGCUGUGUGGGAGUCAUUGUGGUGAUCAUCAGGGCAAAUCGAUGUUCACCGGUCUACGAGCCCAGAACCACUUUGGUCGUCCUAACUUUGACACCUUCUUCUCUUAUCUCCAGAGUGUUCACAGCGAAUCAUGUCUACGUAUUAAGGUGCCAGAGAUUGGGGUGUUCAGUUGCGGUCCUUCCAAACUCAACGAUCAAAUCAGCUCCGCCUGUGCACGUGCCAAUCGAACCCUCGAUUCACCAUCAUUUAUGCAUCGAUUUGAGACUUUCUAG
Molecule: messenger RNA, 4383 nt
Organism: Haemonchus placei
Lineage: Eukaryota; Metazoa; Nematoda; Chromadorea; Rhabditida; Trichostrongylidae
Source: the annotation of a GenBank genome assembly